AUGUUAGUUAGUUUAUCGACAAACUGUUUAAUGUUGAUCUGGUCAGUGUUCAUGCCCAAAUCGUCUAGAAAGUCGUUAAAUUGA
Theileria orientalis strain Shintoku is the source of this 84-nucleotide messenger RNA. RefSeq lists its product as hypothetical. The record is from RefSeq and is a predicted model, not a curated record. NCBI's taxonomy places the organism in Eukaryota, Apicomplexa, Aconoidasida, Piroplasmida, Theileriidae. Bases 1 to 84 code for a protein of 27 amino acids. The transcript has a single exon.